AUGUAUGGAAUUCAGCCUAGACUUAUGCGAGUUUGGUCUGGCACAGCAGCACGCAGGCCGAGUGUAUACAUAGGAUGGAGGACAUUCCACAGCACACAAACGAAGCAGAUCUUCAAGUCUACGACAGAUGAACCCCUCAGACAACGUCGAACUGUGCUAACGACAGUCAUAGCUGGCGCAGGCGUACUCUCCUUACUACUUCUUCCGCACGGAGUCACACACGCAGAAGCACCCGCAGGGGAAAGCCCUGUUAAGCACGACAAGUACAUCAACGGAGACCACCCUCAUGGUCAUGACAAACGACUUGUACCGCAUCAAGCUCCAAUAAACAUCAAGCAUGCUGUUCAUAACACCAAGGGACACUUAGCUGACGUCUACGCCCACCUUGAGCACGAAUCAUUGGACAUUACCAGAUUGCCCGUCGAAGAAGCAAUUCUGACCGCCGCUCCCAAUGUCCCUCCUCGGAUCACACGCGACCAUCCUGUGGUUCUAAGAGUCGAUCUCAGCACGACAGUCAAGAAGAGUCAACUGACAGGGGCCUACAAAUACGAACAAUGGACAUUCAAUGAUCAAGUUCCGGGUCCAUUCAUACGUGCAAGAGUGGGCGACGUGGUAGAGUUGACGCUCACCAAUAAGGACGAAAAUGGCAUGCCACACAAUAUCGACAGCCACGCAUUUCUGGGCCCCGGGGGUGGGUCGGCAGUGACCACGACCGAACUCAAUCAGUCCAAAACGGCGAGGUUCAAGUUGCUAUGUCCGGGGCUGUUUGUGUACCAUUGCGCAGCAGGGCCAGUACCAGUGCACAUCGCCAAUGGAAUGUUCGGGUUGAUGUACGUCCAGCCGGCCGAGGGUGACCUCCCGACCGUAGACAAGGAAUACUAUGUCAUGCAAAGCGAAUGGUACCAUGAACCGCCGGAGGUGGACGACGACGGGAGAAAGUCAUCCGAGGUCGAGUUCUCGUACCCCAACGCCUUGCGAGAAGAACCCGAGGCCGUGUUUUUCAACGGCAAGGAGUCUGCGCUAACACGCGACAAGCCACUCAAGGCCAGCGUGAAUGAUACGGUCCGAAUCUUCUUUGGCAACGCCGGUCCAAACUUGACGAGCUCCUUCCACGUCAUCGGUGGCAACUUUCGACGAGCAUACCGCGACGGCGACGUGUUGAGCCCUCCCGCGCAGUUCACGUCCACGCUCAGUGUUCCACCGGGCGGCGCUACCAUAGUUGACAUGCAUAUGCUCGUCCCGGGUACCAUGACAUUGGUGGACCAUGCUAUUUUCAGGCUGGAUAAAGGCGCUGUGGGAUAUUUGAAUGUCUCCGGCAAGCCGAGGCCAGACAUCUACCAGAGCGUGCAACCUCCGGCUCCAUGUCCUGGCUGCAAGCUACACCCAUAG
Molecule: messenger RNA, 1389 nt
Organism: Exophiala oligosperma
Lineage: Eukaryota; Fungi; Ascomycota; Eurotiomycetes; Chaetothyriales; Herpotrichiellaceae
Product: nitrite reductase, copper-containing
Exons: 1
Coding region: 1-1389 (462 amino acids)
Molecular function (GO): nitrite reductase (NO-forming) activity; copper ion binding
Source: RefSeq, a predicted model, not a curated record